Messenger RNA from Mizuhopecten yessoensis (Yesso scallop), 1764 nucleotides. RefSeq lists its product as uncharacterized. Bases 379 to 951 code for a protein of 190 amino acids. NCBI's taxonomy places the organism in Eukaryota, Metazoa, Mollusca, Bivalvia, Pectinida, Pectinidae. The record is from RefSeq and is a predicted model, not a curated record. The transcript is spliced from 7 exons.
ACUAGUGCUCAUUCACUGUCGAAGCCUUCCAUAGAGUUGUCUCCUGUCACACCACCAUCAUCUUUGGAUAGCUUUGUUGGUGUGCAGUCUGAGCCUCUACAGGAGUUGGUUCCAGAUGGAGUGCAGACUGAACUACAAGAGUCCAGAACUGUUAUUUCUGCAACAGAGCCUGUGUUGUAUGGAAAAUGGAAGACCACUUUACCCAGAGUUGACCAUCAAUGGGUAUCGAGGGCGUUUUUUGGCCUGAACUCCAACAAUAAAUUGGAAUUCAAAGCUGAGAAAGUCUGUCAGCUAUGGAACUAUCCUCCACAGCCAAGUCUCUCAGGAAAUACCAGGAACCGAACUGACAGAUAUUUUGCUCACAGGCUUUUCUUGUGGAUGCCGUUAAACAUUUGGAGUGUCCAGCUGCUUUGCCCACAUGAAGAAGCAGACAACGAAUUGUACAGAGGUGUUCUUACAAGAGCUGGGAUGCAUCAGAAGACCAGACUUGUACUGGACAUCGACUGCUUUUACAACAUGGCGACAGAGUAUCUGCGGUGCUCCAAAUGUGGCAAAAAGAUGGUUGCCUGGGCCCAUAACAUUGUCUCCCAACUGGAUAGAGACAGGCAACUGCUGUUUCCUGCAAUCCUGACUGCAAGGUACUCUUGCGACAAGAAAGUAGUUGGUUUGUUGCGUCAGAGAGGGCUAGGAAACAGCAGCAGUAUGGUCAGGAGACAGCUGGAGGAAUCACAUGGCGACACCUACCUCAGGAAUGUCCACCACUACCUGUCAGCAUGUAGGACCUUCAAAACUGCUGGCUCUGUAGGGCUGGUGUCUGCCAGUAGCAUUGAAGAGCCUCCAUCGCUAACUCCGGUACCACGACACAGGUGGCUGAUGAAGGUUUACCAGCUAGAUGUGGUCAGCGUCUUAACUAUGUUAAGGCCUCCAUCACAUCACUGUUUGGGAAUGUAAUUAAACUGGACUCCACUAAAAAAAUCACGAAAAAGCUAGCAGGAAGAAGUGCAAAGACUGCCAUGUGGGCGACAAAUGUGGGUAACGAACAUGGACAAGUGAUCAUGUCUGUCCUCACCGCUAAUGAAGGUCAGGGUCUUGCAAACAUGAUCACUGGACUAUGCCAGCGUUACCAGGAAGCGAAUGUAUCGCCACCACGACUGCUGUAUGUCGACAGAGACUGUUGUGACAGUAGUUGUGUGUUGAAGUACUUCAACAACUGGCCAUUUCUUCUUGUGAGGUUGGACAUCUGGCAUUUUAUGCGAAGACUGUCUAUUGGCUGCACAACUGAUGCCCAUCCAUUGUAUGGCACAUUCAUGGGUCGUCUCAGCCAAUGCAUCUUCGAAUGGGAAGAGAAAGACGUUUCGUUGCUGAAGAGGGCAAAGAGGGCCGAGAUGAUUCAGCAUCAUAUUCCUGAUCCGUCAGAUGCUGAUGUUGUGCGCCACAUUAAGUCUCAAGAGUUGGCUUCACACUGCCGAAGGAGAACCAGAGGCACAAAGGAAACAACGACUCUGAUUAGUGAGCUAAUCCACUCCAUGGAGGGAGACAAGGGACUGGACAUCCUUGGAGUGCCACUAUUGAAUACUAUAAAGAUGCAGGAGAUUUGGGCUAAACAGAGUCAACAUGUUCCUUGCCUUCAAGAUCCUGAUGGUGUCCAACUUUACACUAAGGUUUGCACUGUUAGGAAAGGUGGUGUGGAGCUACCAAAGUAUCGCUGUGCCAGAGGUUCAACCUCAUUGGAAAGUUUUCAUCUCCACAUGAACAGAUUUGUUC